AUGGCUAAACGCCCGAAUUUCCUGAUCAUCGUUGCGGAUGAUCUGGGGUUUAGUGAUAUUAGUCCCUAUGGGGGUGAAAUCUCGACACCUGUGCUCGAAAAUAUGGCCAAGGAAGGUAUCCGAAUGACAAAUUUCCAUACAGCCUCGGCAUGCUCUCCCACAAGAUCGAUGCUGUUCUCUGGGACUGACAACCAUAUAGCCGGUCUCGGGCAAAUGGCCGAGCACAUGCGCGCAUUUGGCGACUACUUCAAAGGGAAGCCUGGAUAUGAGGGAUACCUCAACUGGCGGGUCGCUGCCCUCUCCGAGAUAUUGGAAGAUGCGGGAUACCACACGAUUAUGUCCGGAAAGUGGCAUCUAGGCUUGUCUCAAGAGCUGGCACCAUGCUCGAGAGGUUUCCAAAAGAAUUUCAGCUUCUUGCCAGGCUCGGGCAACCACUAUGCAUACGAGCCCCAACUUGACGAUGAUGGUUUCAAGAUUCCUGUUCUAAGUACCGAAGGCCGUUGGAUGGAAGGAAAAGGGUUUGUUGACAUGAAAAAGGAUCUACCUGCGGACUUUUAUUCGACAACUUCCUUCACCGAUAAGCUACUGGGAUACCUAGAGACGAGGAACAUAAAAGAGCAGGAUGAUCCUUUUUUUGCCUACUUACCAUUUACUGCCCCACACUGGCCAUUACAGGCACCACGAGAAGUGGUCAAAAAAUACCAAGGGGUAUAUGAUGAUGGUCCUGAUGCCUUAACGCAAAAGAGACUUCGUCGUCUCGUCUCGCUGGGAUUGAUUGAAGCCGGGGUCGAACAUGCCCCUCCUCAAGGAGUCCUCGGCAAGGAAUGGAUCGAUAUGACGGGAGAUGAGCGUGAGGCAUCUGCUCGUAAAAUGGAGGUAUUUGCCGCCAUGGUUGAAAUAAUCGAUCAAAACAUUGGACGGGUGGUGGAAUAUCUAAGUAGGACGGGUGAACUUGACAACACUUUCACCCUCUUCAUGAGUGACAAUGGGGCGGAAGGGGCUGCUCUCGAAGCCAUACCGAUGAUGGGUGGACCCAAAACUAUGGGCGGAAUCAUCGAGAAAUAUUAUGACAACCGCCUGGAGAAUAUUGGUGAGCCGACGUCAUUCGCUUGGUAUGGAGCUCGCUGGGCGUGUGCGGCGACAGCACCGUCAAGGGGGUCAAAAUGCUGGAUCACCGAGGGAGGCAUCAGGUGUCCUUGCUUGAUUCGCUAUCCGCCUUUCAAGAGCACACGAAACGCGAUAAGUCACGCGUUCACAACUGUGAUGGACAUCCUGCCCACAAUUCUCGAUCUCGCUGGUGUUCCCCACCCAGGGAAGACUUUUCGCGGGCGCGAAGUAGUCGCCCCUCGUGGCAAGUCCUGGGUCAAUCACUUGUCUGCCAGCAGCGACCACACCUCUACUGUUCACGGUGAAGACGUCCACGUCCACGGGUGGGAGCUGUUCGGCCAGCGAGCGAUCAGAGAGGGCUAUUGGAAGGCCGUCUGGCUGGACAAGCCCCGCGGUAAGGCGGAUUGGCAGCUUUUCAACGUGGAGAACGAUCCUGCUGAAUUGUAUGACUUGUCCGAUUCGAACAGAGAGAUUAUGGAUCGUCUGGUGAGGCACUGGGAGGUCUAUUAUGCCGAGACAGGAAUGGUGCAGACCCCUAUGUUCGCAAUCACUAAAGCUUGA
Messenger RNA from Exophiala aquamarina CBS 119918, 1668 nucleotides. RefSeq names its product arylsulfatase. Gene Ontology annotation, molecular function: arylsulfatase activity. The transcript has a single exon. Bases 1 to 1668 code for a protein of 555 amino acids. NCBI's taxonomy places the organism in Eukaryota, Fungi, Ascomycota, Eurotiomycetes, Chaetothyriales, Herpotrichiellaceae. The record is from RefSeq and is a predicted model, not a curated record.